AUGGCUUCGAAAUUCCGCCCGGCUGGGUCCCGAGCCUUGGAAAAUGCGCUUCGCGCAUGUCGAACAGCGCCUGUGCCUACAUGUCCAGCACUGGCGCAGCAGGCCGUGGCAGAACGGCAGUUUUCGACCACGACGCAGCGGCCCUCGAAGCUGGGGCGGACGCCAAUCACCAUUCCCACGGGCGUGGAACUGUCACUGAGUGACUUGAAGCGAACCAAAAUCGCGACUUCGUACAAACCCGUCGUUACGAGGACAAUUACGGUCGCAGGACCCCUCGGAACACUGAACCUCGACGUGCCCGCGUUUGUGAGGCUGCAGCAAGACGCGCAAAACAAGACGGCCCUGCUGAGCGUGGAGGAUGCCAACAUCAGGCAGCAGAGGGAGAUGUGGGGGACUUCGUGGGCGUACCUGACAAACUACAUCAUGGGGGUGUCGGAGGGCCACACGGCCAUCCUGCGCCUGGUGGGCGUCGGGUACCGAGCGUCGGUGGAGCCGAGAGUCGCCAAGGAGGAGUACCCCGGGCAGAGGUUUCUCUGCCUGAAGCUGGGGUACACGCACCCCGUCGAGGAGGGCAUUCCGCAGGGCGUCAAGGUGACGGUGGCGUUGCCGACGAGGGUGCUGCUGGAGGGGACGGACCGCGAGGUGAUCAAGUCGUUUGCCGGGCGGGUGCAGCAGUGGCGGCCGCCGGAGCCGUACAAGGGCAAGGGGGUGUUUAUCGACGACCAGACCAUCAAGCUGAAGCAGAAGAAGAUCAAGUAG
Molecule: messenger RNA, 759 nt
Organism: Ustilaginoidea virens
Lineage: Eukaryota; Fungi; Ascomycota; Sordariomycetes; Hypocreales; Clavicipitaceae
Exons: 3
Coding region: 1-759 (252 amino acids)
Biological process (GO): translation
Cellular component (GO): mitochondrial large ribosomal subunit; ribosome
Molecular function (GO): structural constituent of ribosome; rRNA binding
Source: RefSeq, a predicted model, not a curated record